Rhodofomes roseus is the source of this 869-nucleotide messenger RNA. RefSeq lists its product as uncharacterized. The record is from RefSeq and is a predicted model, not a curated record. NCBI's taxonomy places the organism in Eukaryota, Fungi, Basidiomycota, Agaricomycetes, Polyporales, Fomitopsidaceae. The coding region runs from base 90 to 737 and encodes 215 amino acids. The transcript is spliced from 2 exons.
AGAUGCUUCCGCCCAGUCUGUGCCUGUUCCGCCCGCCUUGCCAUAUCGCGAUCCCGCCCUGAUCCCGCCAUUCGCUGCCGGGUACGCGCAUGCCAUGUGGGCCCGCCAUGGUCUGGACGACCGCGACUCCGCGAACGCGAGGCAGCGCGUCGCGUUACUGUUGCCGCGUUAGUGGUUGGCGGCUCGCGAGGGCCCGGCGGGGCCGCGCCGGCUAUCGACAUCACUGUCCACACCUCCGAGGAUCUCUCUGCUCACAAAGGAAGGGACAUCUCCGAGAAGGGUGGAAUAUCGAAAUUGAUGGGUGCGGUUACGUCCGCGCGGGAGCACGUUCGGUGCGGAUAGACUUGGCGAUGGGUGGUCGCUCUGCAGGUGCGCAUGCCAUAAACUUUUACCGUCCAGCCCGAGCAUUUGGUGGGGCUGGUCUAGAUCCUGAUCUUGUGGCACGCCUACUAGCAAUCGAGCUACCGGCUCGCGCCGGUCGAUCACUCCGUCGCUGCAAACUGCGGUACGUCACGCGUAAUAAUCGCGGAAAAUGUCAAUGCACCUUCAUGUUUGUCGUGCUCAGUCUGCAGGCUCCGGAGUGCGCUUCAAGUUGCGUCCUAUCUGUACGUACAGUACUAUGCGACCUACUAAUUGCAGGUCUUAUCGCUGCAAUGCCGCCGGACUCAAGGCGCUCCGUAUGUUCACAAACGCGUCUAUACGUAUACAGCAUCCCGAAAACAGUACGAGGACAAUAGUCUCCGAGGCCUGCUGCACACCUGAAGAUUGCUGAGUCGCUCUUUACGUUGAUCGAAUUGCAAUGUUUUGAUGCAGCACUCUCAUGCUGUUGCUAUUUUCAUGCCAGCCCUUGUCAUUGCAGGCAACUAGUG